AAAUCUCUUGAAAAUUUAGAUUUAGAUUGUUGGCUCCUCCUCUAUUCGUCUAGGGUUUUAUUUCCUUUCCUCCUCCCCUCCCUCCCUUUAAGCUCGAGCUUAGCUUCUCCCGGAUUACCAGAUCGGAAAACUGCAACACCGCCGUCUGCAUCUUCAGGGGAGAUAGUUAAAGAAGAGUAGUAGUUAUAUCAUGAGUGCUCACAGGACUCCUAAAACAGGAGGGAGGCAGUCUCUCCUCUUUCAAGAUUUAGCUUCCCCCGUCUCAGCGCGCCGCGGAAAAUUCUCCACCCCGGGCCAGGCGGCUGCGGUUUCCGCACUGUGGCGCGAGAAUCUCGGAGGAUCUGAUCUCCCUCCUCCGCCAAUGUACACUCUCGAUGACCGGUCUGAUUUCUCUCCUGAGUCUGGUAUCGCAGACUACUCUGCGUCGUCUCCGGAUGUCAGGUCCGAGAGACGGACGGCGACGACGACGCCUUUCCAGAGCUCUGGGAAGAAUGUUGUGACUCCGGGGAAAGGGAAGUUGGAGGCGAGUCCGUCUUUUUCUCUGCUGAGUGGGCAGCAGGUUUCUGGGAGUCCGAGUUGGUGGUCUCAGUCGAAGGGAGGUGGUGGUGGUAGUAGUGCGGAGCAGGAGGAUAAAGGGAAGGGGUCUCCUGUUGAUGGGGUGGUUCAGCCUGGUGCGUUGGUUACUCUUCCGCCUCCGAGGGAAGUUGCUAGGCCUGAGGUUCAGAGGCAGGUUAUACCCACGGGGAACGUUCAGGAGGAAGAGUGGGUCACUGUCUAUGGAUUUUCUCCAAGUGAUACAAAUUUGGUACUCAGAGAGUUUGAAAAGUGUGGUAUGAUCGUGAAACAUGUUCCUGGUCCAAGAAAUGCCAACUGGAUGCACAUCCUCUACCAGAACCGGUCUGACGCACAGAAGGCCCUAAGCAAAACCGGGAUGAUGAUCAACGGAGUGGUAAUAGUAGGAGUGAAGCCAGUAGACCCGAUACAGAGGCAAGCGUUAAACGAAAGACUAAACAACCAAGGAUUCAUGCCGUUACCUCCACCAUCGUCCACCAGAGACUCUGAGUUUAACACAGCUAGGGGAACCUCUUCUCGUCCUCACUACUUGCAAAACGGAAGCGCCUUCUCCCCUCAACCAAGUGGCGGCGCCAUGGCCGUUCCAUCAAAGUCGAUGGUCUCAAAGUUUGUUGACUUGAUGUUCGGUGUUUAAAGCCUCCUCCUUCGAAAUUGGCAUUUCACGAGUGAUAACUUCCAUCCAUCCACAGAUAUUUCAUGUUUUUGUGAGCAAUGAGUGAUUUAGGUAAAUUCAGAGCGUGAUCAAAAAUUCAAAAUGUGUCUUUGUAUUGACGAUAGCCAUAACUGGUAUAAAUCUGAUAUUUUUUUUUUAAAAAAAUCAUUGUUUAAUU
Messenger RNA from Raphanus sativus (radish), 1403 nucleotides. Its product is annotated as nuclear pore complex protein NUP35. The transcript has 4 exons. The coding region runs from base 191 to 1207 and encodes 338 amino acids. NCBI's taxonomy places the organism in Eukaryota, Viridiplantae, Streptophyta, Magnoliopsida, Brassicales, Brassicaceae. Gene Ontology annotation, cellular component: nuclear pore central transport channel; nuclear pore nuclear basket; nuclear membrane. Gene Ontology annotation, molecular function: phospholipid binding; structural constituent of nuclear pore; single-stranded DNA binding. The record is from RefSeq and is a predicted model, not a curated record. Gene Ontology annotation, biological process: nuclear pore organization; regulation of DNA-templated transcription; NLS-bearing protein import into nucleus.